AUGGCCGACGCACAGACAAAAGUGGCCGCUGUCCCCGGACGAGAAGAGCGCAUCAAGCUGAGGUCAGCCUGCGAUCGCUGCUCGCUGAACAAGAUCAAGUGCAGCCAGGAUAAGCCAGAGUGUCAGCGAUGCAAGACCAUUGGAGCGCAGUGCCAUUACAGUCGGUCGAUGCGAAUGGGCAAACCUCGCAAGUCGGCCAAGGCGAAGGCCAUGAUGAAUGCGAAAUUGCCUGGGAAGCCAGAUGUCAAUGCAACCACCGAUAAUUCUCUGCCAGGGAAUACGAACAUCAAUAACGACAAUGUGGUGAUUCCGACAACAGAACUUCCCUGGUCCGCCGAUUGGACUUUCGACAGUUUGUUAGCCGCGCACGAUCACAUGGCAAAUCCUGCCUCAGGCACCCAAGCGGACCCGUUCCGCGCUUUCUUCGACCAGCACAACAAUGGCACCGCAGUUGUGUCGACUGCAGAUCUCAUGAACGUGGAUGCGCUCUCUGCCUACAGCAACCCUCCUAGCCAGUCAGACGACGCUUUCUUGACCUUUCCUCAAUCGCCGGUCGGCGCACAGAAGCCCGUCAAGGAUGAGCCCGAGAAUGUCUAUCUCUCGCCCAGCAGCUACUAUGCGCCAUCGUUUGAAUCGACCCUUCUUUCCACCGGAUCAAGCCCUUUCGAGGACCUGGGUCCGUCUCUGUUGUCGCAGCAGAAUGCUCACGACUGCACUCAUCUGGCUCUGGAGACCAUGACUUCAAUAUGUUUGCCGUCCACGGUACAGAGAACUGCUGAAGGACAGCCGCGUCCGACCAUCGACCAAGUGCUCAAGAUUAACAGCGAGGCUAUGAAAAAUGUUUCUACCAUUCUUGCAUGCAGCUGCGCCAAGGAUUCAUCUUUUCCCAUGCUUCUCAGCACUAUCUUCUCAAAAGCACUGGCCUGGUACCGGGCUGCAGUCGAGUCACACGAUCUGCCAGACAGCAACGGCAACUGUAUCAAGGAGGAAGUCGUGCAUCGUCCCAUCAGCGUUGGCGGUUACGAACUAGAUGACGAAUCCAGCGAUCUGAUGAAGAUCCAAUUGGUCCUCAACCGUUUGCGCAUGAUGUCCAAGCCAAUCAAGCAGUACACUGAAAUGUACUCGAGCUCAUCGUGCUGCCACGAUCAACCCAUUUCGCCGCCCUCAACAGCCGGCAGUCCCACUGAUACCAAGACCUCGAAUGCCGCUUUUGCGGUCGGUCCAGCACAAAUGUACUCGACAAUGGGCAGUUUCAUUCAAGGAAACCUGCAAUCUACCAUUGAAGAGUUGCAGUCGAAACUUGUUUCGAUGGGUGGACAUCUUUGA
Messenger RNA from Talaromyces amestolkiae, 1326 nucleotides. RefSeq lists its product as uncharacterized. NCBI's taxonomy places the organism in Eukaryota, Fungi, Ascomycota, Eurotiomycetes, Eurotiales, Trichocomaceae. Gene Ontology annotation, biological process: aflatoxin biosynthetic process; regulation of DNA-templated transcription. The transcript has a single exon. Gene Ontology annotation, cellular component: nucleus. The record is from RefSeq and is a predicted model, not a curated record. The coding region runs from base 1 to 1326 and encodes 441 amino acids. Gene Ontology annotation, molecular function: zinc ion binding; DNA binding; DNA-binding transcription factor activity, RNA polymerase II-specific.